AUGAACAAGCGGAGUUUGUACGAAAACUUCAAGAAACUAUACAAUCAUCUGCAUGGGGUAAAGAAGGUUUCGAAUUUUCAGGUCACUGGGACGUUGACUCCCCUGGAGUUUGUGGAGGCGGGGGAUGAGUUGGUGCAGAAGAUGCCUGUGUGGGCGUGGGCCGAGGGAGAAGAAAGCAUUCAGCCCUUUCUUCCACCAAAGAAAAAGUACCUGGUGUACCGUGGGGCGCCGUGCUAUCAGCGAGCCCCGGAUGUCCACCAACUCGAAGAGAACGACUUGGAAGGCGAAGACGGCUGGGUGACCACGCACGCUGAGCGCCAUCCCGGCAAGCCUGUCGUCAUGGCCCCUGAGAAAACGGUCAACUGGGACGAAGAGGAUGACGAGGAUGAGGAUCAUGCAGAGGACGCCGGGGAGCGUAAGUGUCGCUUGUACGAUGUGUAUAUGGUGUAUGAUCAAUACUACCAAACCCCACGCAUCUUUCUUAUUGGCUACGCCGAGGAUCACGCCACGCUGCUUAGCAAGGAGGAGAUGAUGCAGGACGUAUAUGCGGCAAACAGAGAAAAAACUGUUUCUAUUGACCCUCAUCCCUUCCUAAAGACGGCAUGCAUCAGCAUUCACCCUUGCCGUCAUGCCGAGACGAUGAAGCGUUUGAUUCAGCACAUGAAAACGCGUUAUGAAGCGGGCCAGACCCGCGAUUCAGAAAAGGAUACUUUUGUUUUCCCCACUCAUAUGGCAUUUUUCUUUUUCUUAAAUUUAUUUCGUCCGUUGUGCCGACUAUCGAGUACGACCUUUCCACUAGCAUUGAUGUAUAGACGAAGGCGCGAGCGAGAAAAGAAGGAAAGCUUCGGUAGACUCUUCACUUCCUUCCCUUUCCCCUGUUGCGGGGUGGCUGUGGCAUGCCCACUUGGCGGCUGGCAAAACCACACGCGCGCCAGCGAGCAUCUGUCGAUGAUGGCGGGAAAGGGGAAGCGUAUUAACCGCCUCCUUUUUUUUUUGCUGUGGCUUGUGUCAACGACCCCCCACUGUUGUUUGUUGUUCUUUUCGGUGGUACCCAGUUCAAGAACGCCGCAGGCAGCGAGGGCAGGGGGCGGAAAAGGGAACUGCCGCUCUUCCAACCUCGCCGUUGUCUUGCGAAAACGCCGUGGCCUCCCUCCCUUUAUUUCCCUCUUCGCGCUUCCCUCUUUUCUUCGCACUUUUAUGCGGCACACACGAUAG
Molecule: messenger RNA, 1215 nt
Organism: Trypanosoma conorhini
Lineage: Eukaryota; Euglenozoa; Kinetoplastea; Trypanosomatida; Trypanosomatidae
Product: autophagocytosis associated protein
Exons: 1
Coding region: 1-1215 (404 amino acids)
Biological process (GO): autophagy of mitochondrion; nucleophagy; autophagosome assembly
Cellular component (GO): cytosol; cytoplasmic ubiquitin ligase complex
Molecular function (GO): Atg8-family ligase activity
Source: RefSeq, a predicted model, not a curated record